AAUGUAUGAGACCACUAUUGCAGUUACUUCAUCCAAUUCUUCACGUUAUUUCAGUCCUGGAUGUAAAACUUGCCUGUAUUUACCAAUUACCAUCCAAUUUCAGGAUAAGUCUGAGACAAAGGACUCAGAUGGCAAAGAAUCUGCUGAGGAGGAGAAAGACGAGCAAGAAGAUACUGUAACUGAAGAGAGCGGUCUUGAAGAAAAUGUCACAAUUGCUGGCAGUAAAAAAGAUCCCCUUUUGAGAAGGCAGGAGUUGCUAGUCAAGAGUGGCCUUGCUGAGCGGCUUAUUGAUGUCUGUGUGGAGAACGCUGAGGAAUUCCUGAAGUCUAACUUUGCCAAAGAAGUCAUGUAUGAGGUGGCCGUGGGAGGCUGUGAUGGUAUUCUUUUGCCAACUCUGAGCGAGAAUCUGCGUGAGCUGUACCAAGCCAUUGCCUCUGUAGCAGCAGAGCCGAAACCCGAAGAAUCAGAAAAGAAAUUCACAGCACAUCCUGGAAGACUUUCACUCAAGCCGAACAAUUAGAAGGCUGGUCUUGGACAGCCCUACUUUUGCUUCCAUUCUUUUUAAGAAGCCUUGUCUGGAAAAUGUCGUUCAUGGGCUCAAGGACACUGUUCAAGGAUAUUAUCUGCUUUCUUAGAGACUCAAGAUGUUCAAGUGCGUGAGAUGGCUAAGGAAGAGCUGCAAGUGUUGGUGGACGAAGGUGCUCUAAAGAUCACAGGAACCAAGAAGCCCGAAUGAUGCACAGCCAGUACUGCUGAAUCACUUGGCGGUUUGUGUUUCAGUCUUUUCAAACAGGUUUCUACUAGGUUUUAGAGAAUCUGGGAUUAUGUCAAAGUUUUGUUUUUUUUCUUCCUUCUAUGGUUUAUUACUUUAAUGCAGCUUCAAACCCCCCACCUUUAACAAUGUACUCAUACUCGAUCUUUAGUUGCAUAUGUUUUAAUUAAUAUCACAAGUUUGUUGUCGAA
Molecule: messenger RNA, 963 nt
Organism: Brassica napus (rape)
Lineage: Eukaryota; Viridiplantae; Streptophyta; Magnoliopsida; Brassicales; Brassicaceae
Product: pumilio homolog 24-like
Exons: 5
Biological process (GO): regulation of translation
Cellular component (GO): nucleolus
Molecular function (GO): mRNA binding
Source: RefSeq, a predicted model, not a curated record